CUGUUCGGCUCUGUCGUAACUUCAUCCAUUGAUCACAAUGGUACCCAGCGCUACACUUACUGUGUGCUCGGGGCUGGACCCGCGGGUCUGCAGAUGGGGUUCUUUCUGUCCAAGGCGAGAAGAGACUACAUCAUCUUGGAGAGGAACUCAGGCCUGGGCAGCUUCUUCAACAAGUAUCCCAGACACAGGAAGCUGAUUAGCAUUAAUAAGAUCCACACGGGGAGGCAGAACCGAGAGUUUAACCUGCGUCACGACUGGAACUCUCUGCUGAGCGAUAAACCCGACCUGCUGUUCAGGAGAGUGAGUGAGGAGUUUUACCCUCCGGCAGACGCCUUCCCCCUCUACCUGUCCAUGUUUGUGAAGGAGCUGGACCUGAGGGUACGCUACGGGGUGGACAUCGGGAGGAUCAGGUCCGUGCAGUCAGCCUCGGGCAGGAGCUACAUCCUCACUGAUCAACACUCUUCCGAGUACACAUGCAGCGUCCUUCUGGUGGCCACGGGUUUAUGGGUUCCUCAGAAGGUUGAGUUUAUUGGCUCUGAUCUUGUUGAGGGCUAUGAGUCCAUCUCCACCAACCCUGAGGACUACAGGGAUCAGGCUGUGCUCAUUCUGGGGAAGGGGAACUCUGCCUUUGAAACAGCCCAAAGCAUCUUAGGAAGUGCGAGUCUGGUGCACAUGCUCAGUUCGAGUCCAGUCCGACUGGCCUGGCAGACGCAUUACGUCGGAGAUCUCAGAGCUCUCAAUAAUGACCUUAUAGACACAUACCAGCUGAAAUCCCUCGAUGGACUGGUGGAGGCGCGCCUGGAGAAAAUAGUUAUAGCUGAGCGAAAGGAGCAGGGCAGGAGGAGAUCAGGUGGAAAGGAGGAGAAGAAGAGAAAACUCUAUCUAACUUUUAAAAAGUACACGCUAAACCGGAACGACCGGAACGACUCCGAUGUGACGCGAGAGGAACUGCCUGGGUACCACAUCGACAACUUCCCCAUGAGGAAACCCUACGACCGCGUGAUCCGAUGCCUCGGGUUCCGAUUCAACUUCAGCAUCUUUGACAGCACCACAGACAGGCCUGGCAUGGUUACCCGAGCUAUACAUCGUGUACUGGAACGUCGUUACCAUGGCAACCUGUGGCCAUCAACCAAACUUUUGACGACGCAGUUGCUGUCCUGGAUUCUGAGGCGGGUCGGCGAGGCAUCUGGACCAUACCAGAUGUUUGAGGUGCUCGGGGAUGUUGUACUUCUGCGAGGCUCUCGUUGUGAGUACAUUGAGGAGUUUCUCCUCCAGGCAUUACCCGACUUUUCUUCUCUUUCCGGCCACGAGGUUUCCAGCCAUGGACUGAUAGUGCUCGUUAUGCAGUACGGGAAGAAGAAGAUAGACAAUCUUGGCCCCGGCAGGGCUGAAACAGACUGGACCAAAGCUUGGAAGUCCAACUUUCUCCACCCUGUUUUAUACUACUACAAAACACUCCCGACCGAGGAACAAAUGAAGAAGCGCCCCCGGGGCUGGCCUUUACCGAGACCUGAUGCGAUUCAUCACAUAGUUGAAGACUUCCUCACAGAGUGGGACGGCCCCCUGUCUCACAUCCAGCCACUGCGACACUUCCUGGAGCACUGUGUCCACACUGACCUUAGAGCCUUCUAUGCAGAAUCCUGUUUCCACUCAGCCCUCACACACCGUAAGCCGCCGCUCUUUUGUCAGCAGGGAUACCUGAACCAGCGAGGCGUCCCACGCAGCAGUCAGCUUCCGGAGCGAGCUCACCGCGCUGGACUGUCGCCAGCUGAGCAGGACGCAGCCGGCGCACCGGCAGCUAACGCAGCAUUCCCACACUACCUGGCUCCAGCUGGAGCAGCUGUGUCUUCGGGACUGAAACUUGACUUCUGAUUAUCUGAUUUGUUCGUGUGGUGUCAUGCCGUUUAUUUUUCUCUCGUGCUACCUCCUUCACAAAAAAUAUUCCCUCCACAAGACCAAAUAUUUGAAAGGUAUAU
Messenger RNA from Nematolebias whitei (Rio pearlfish), 1976 nucleotides. RefSeq names its product FAD-dependent oxidoreductase domain containing 2 (gene foxred2). NCBI's taxonomy places the organism in Eukaryota, Metazoa, Chordata, Actinopteri, Cyprinodontiformes, Rivulidae. The transcript has 9 exons. The record is from RefSeq and is a predicted model, not a curated record. The annotation marks the transcript as partial. Gene Ontology annotation, molecular function: flavin adenine dinucleotide binding; monooxygenase activity.